GCGCUUUACUAUAUAGUUAGUUUAAAUACCCGGCACUUUAAAACGGGAUGGAGAACAUGUGUUUCGGCGUUGACAAGAGAAGGAAACACGAGACGCAUGUACAGAAGGUGCAAGUGAACGAAUCAAGAUCUCGUCUUAUAAUUCGUGUUGCGAUUUCGUCACGAUGUAGAUAAGUUUUGAAGAAUGUGCAUGUGCGACCGCAUUUGCGACUGUUUAGCAAAAUGUCAAACCGACAUGUGUGAUUAUUGCGUUACUUUUGCGAGAAACUUGUCAAACAGAUUAAAAGGAUUCCAUCUACUAAGGAAUAGAGUAGAUUAAAAGGAUUGUCUUCAAAAUGACAAAUUUUGUGUGGAAUAGCGAAAACAUGGAGCCAACAUGCUCAACCACCGACGAAAGCACGCCACUUUUGUCAGCUAGUGGUCAAGCCAUGCCCACUGAGAAGAUUAGUAUAUCGCAGCAAACUUUGGUCUCCACUAAUGUCCAAUUUGGUCAAGCGAAGAAGUUGCCACAAUAUCUGGCAGGCAUAGCAGCAACGCUCGGUGCUCUUGCUGCUGGUAUGGUACUCGGUUGGACAUCGCCAGCUGGCAAAGAUGGCAUAAAUCUGGAAAAGGACUAUGAUAUUUCUCUUACCCCAGCUGAAUUCUCUUGGAUAGGAUCACUCGCCACGCUUGGAGCGGGUGCAAUAUGCAUUCCCAUUGGUAUAUUAGCGGAUAUGAUUGGGAGAAAGACUGCCAUGUUGAUCAUGGUAGUUCCUUUCAUUGCUGGUUGGCUACUUAUCAUCUUGUCGGAAUCACUACUCAUGUUCUAUUUUGGUAGAUUUAUUACAGGCGUUAGUGGUGGAGCUUUUUGUGUAGCUGCUCCUCUAUAUACGGCAGAGAUAUCUGAGAGUGAAAUUCGCGGUACUCUCGGCUCGUACUUCCAAUUGAUGCUGACCAUAGGUAUCUUGGCUUCAUAUGUUCUCGGGGCACUUAUUGAAAAUAUGAAGACAUUGUCGAUUAUUUCCGCGGUAAUGCCGAUAAUAUUUUUCGUCGUGUUCUUCUUCAUGCCAGAGACUCCAGUAUACUACUUGAAGAAGGGCAAUGAAGUAGCCGCCAGGAAAAGUUUGGUUAAACUUCGUGGCAAUCAGUAUAACGUCGAUGCCGAGUUGCAAGCGCAUCGUGAAUCGCUUGAGGAAACCAAGCAUAGAGGCGCAUCGUUUGCAGUCUCCAUCAAAUCCCGAGCCACUAUGAAAGGCUUUAUAAUUGCUUAUGGAUUGAUGCUCUUCCAGCAAAUGAGCGGCGUAAAUUCCAUCAUCUUUUAUUCUUCAGAUAUCUUCGAAAGAGCCGGAACCUCUAUAGCGCCCAAUAUGGCCACCAUCAUUGUAGGAGCGGUGCAAGUGGUAUCAGUGUUUCUUAGUACUCUCGUCGUCGAUAAAUUAGGCAGGAGAAUCUUGCUGCUCUCAUCAAUUGCAGUUAUGCUUCUGAUGACCUUGCUUCUCGGAAUUUACUUUUACUGUAUUGAUAACACUACCGCCUUUGAUAAUAUCAAGUGGUUCGCACUUAUCCCACUCUGCGUAUUUCUCAUACUGUUUUCCUUCGGCUUUGGACCGAUCCCAUGGAUGAUGAUGCCGGAGAUUUUUGCACCGGAAGUAAAGGGAGUCGCCGGGAGCAGUGCCUGCCUAUUCAACUGGCUCAUGGCUUUUAUUGUCACCAAGUUUUACUCUGACAUGAUCGCCGCUGUGAAACCUUAUGGUACCUUUUGGAUAUUUUCUUUAUUCAGCGCUGUUGGCAUUGUAUUCGUUUAUUUCUUGGUUCCGGAAACUAAGGGCAAGACAUUGGAUCAGAUACAAAGAGAGUUGAAUCGUUGAUCAGGAAUUAAUCAAGAAUUAACUAGAGAUUCUCUUUUGACAAAGCGAAGAACAUAAAUUGUACAUAUUGAAGUGCAUUUUGUAGUUGUACAUAUAAUAAGUUACAGCAUUUAUAUAAAUAAGGCAACACAUUUUAUAACUUGAAUAUUUUAUAUCAAGUCCAUAUCACCAUACUAGAAUGUGUUUUUGUGAUCGCAAUGCUAUUCAACAUUGUCAUUUUAUUAUACUAUAAUACUACCUUAAUUCUCAUAUGGAGAAUAUCAUUUAUUAAUUGGGACUCAAAAAGCAAAUUUUAUUUUAAUAGGAAAUAGUACUUGAACAAAAAAUAUAUAUUUCCUUUCUUCUGGAAUUAUAUUAAACGAUGAUAUCACGUCCUGAAGGCAGCAUUUAGAAUGAUAGAUUUUUAUUUAACAUUUAUAUUAAUUUAUUAUUCUACAAUUUAAAAAAAUGUCAUUUAAUACAGCUUGUGAAUGUCAUUAGUCGAUCCAUCCUUUGAGGAUGGAUUAAGAAAAUCUAAUGUAUGAUAUUGUAGCGAGUUUAUUUUAUAAGACUGAUUCUCCUUUGGUAAAUUUGUAUGAAGUUUCUAUUAACUACAUUAUAAUGAUUACUAUUUAAGUUAGCGUUAUAUGUACAUACAUAUGUCUAAUAUUUAUUUGCCCUGCAAAUAAAUUAGUGUUGAUCAUAUAUAAUACAAAAAGUUAUACCUUCAAAUAUAAAUGAUAUCAAAUAUAAAUGA
Messenger RNA from Pogonomyrmex barbatus (red harvester ant), 2582 nucleotides. RefSeq names its product facilitated trehalose transporter Tret1. Gene Ontology annotation, molecular function: sugar transmembrane transporter activity. Gene Ontology annotation, cellular component: membrane. Lineage: Eukaryota; Metazoa; Arthropoda; Insecta; Hymenoptera; Formicidae. Gene Ontology annotation, biological process: carbohydrate transport; transmembrane transport. The record is from RefSeq and is a predicted model, not a curated record.